Molecule: messenger RNA, 2450 nt
Organism: Toxotes jaculatrix (banded archerfish)
Lineage: Eukaryota; Metazoa; Chordata; Actinopteri; Toxotidae
Gene: xkr5b
Product: XK related 5b
Exons: 13
Coding region: 71-2356 (761 amino acids)
Biological process (GO): engulfment of apoptotic cell; apoptotic process involved in development; phosphatidylserine exposure on apoptotic cell surface
Cellular component (GO): plasma membrane
Source: RefSeq, a predicted model, not a curated record
CAGAACUACGCCAGCCUGCGGGCUAACACACGGUUGUCUCGGUACAUCUGAUUCACAUUUUAAACCCGCUAUGAGAGACUACACGGCGACUCCCAGCCAUGAAGGCUCCUGUAUGCCCUGCUGCCAAGUUUGCGUCUUCUUCUUUACCGCAUUUCUCAUCGUUGCAGAGAGGACGGCGCUGAUCUAUUGCUUUGUGUACUAUCUGUGGGUGGGUCACAACUACUGCUAUGCCUACCUUGCCGGCUUCACCGCAUUGUUCCUGUUGCCAGGCUGGGGUCCUCAGUGGCUCAGUUACCUGUGGUACCUGUCAGACGGACGCAUCCGCAGGAAGUCUCUCACCUGGACACAUAUACUUCACCUGGGUAUCUUCAAAAGGCUGUGGGAGUGUAUGCGUCUGCCAGACGAGGAUGUCUAUGGUGAGAUCAUGCAGCAGGCGGAUGUAUCUGCCUUGCGUCUGUUUGAGGCCUUGGUGGUCACCCUCCCCCAGACUCUGCUGCAGACCUAUGUGCUCAUCUGUACUGAUAUAGGCAUCAAAUCUCCAGCCUCAGUGUGUUUUGCAGUGUGUUUGCUGUCUCUCGCCUGGGCCUUGGUCCUUUAUGCCAGAGCCUGUUCACUCAUCAGACCGGGACACUUACAAAUGACCCCUGCUGCUAUUCUCUGUCGGCUGCUGUGGAGGGUCAGUAUGUUGGGAUCUCGAUUUGCUGUUCUCAUGCUCUUCACACGUAUCUUCAAACAGUGGAUCCUGGGAGUCAUCGGUGUGCACUGGCUGGGUGCAACGUUCUGGAUGGUGUCUCAGCAGACCGACAUCAUACGUUCAACUAGUCGAUGGAGACUCUUCAACCUCGUUCUGGGAGCCAUUCACAUCUUUCUCUUCCUCAAUGUGAAGUACGGUCAAUCCAGAUACCGCAUGGCUGGGUUCUACCUGGCCAUGUUCCUAGAGAACGCUUUUCUUCUUCUGGCCUCCUCCUGGUUGUUUACCAUGGUUUCCUGGGAUACUGUUGGCAUCCCAGCAGCAGUGUUCUCCAGCUUCCUCAUUGGAGUGAUAGCAUUGGUGCUGUACUAUCGUUUCCUCCACCCUAAAUCCUUUGAGAUUUUCCAGAGUAUUCGGAACAGAGGGAUAGGUGGAGCCUGCAUGGACCGCGGGUCUACACUUUCAUUGGAGGAGAAAGUUACGCCCACUUUCCAUCGCCACACAACACUGUCUGGAGGUGGGACUCUCAUGGACCUUCCAAUCCAAUGGGAGGGCUGGAAACAUCACCAUUGGCUGCUGAUUCGCUUGGCCCUGAAGACGGGGGAUGUAGCAAAGAUCUGGUCAGCGUAUGGCGAAGGUGGUCUGGCCGGAUUGAUGGGUCUGUCCGAAGAAAUUCACUCCCCGGAUGAACCUUAUGUCCCUCGGGUACCACCUGUUCAGCCGCCGGUUCCUCAGAUCUCACAGCCAGCUCCUCAGCCAGCUCCACCACAGGUGACCCAGGCUCCACAGGUGAGAGAGGUGGUCCAGCCACCAAAACCACCUCUCACCAGUGUAGUGGCCAGACCAGUGAGGAAAGCUCCUCCCACAACAAUCCAUGAUAUGAGAAGGUUUCCAGAGAUUAUCCCGGUCCAAGAGGCCAUUCUUGAGGAAACUGCAGAAGAGGAGUCCAGCGCUCCACCAUCAGAGGAAAAAGGUGAUGAGGAGUUUCAGAGUGCAGCGUACGGCUCACCCACACCUUCUUCUCCACGGCAACCAGGAAGCCUCCGCCACAUCGACAGCAACGCUGCAACUUUGACCGAGGCUUCGUCUUCUGUAGGUUCCUUGGACAUCAAGACUCCGGGUUGGUCACCUGAGCGACGUUCCCCCCUUCUGAUUGGUUCCCCAGAGAGAAAAGCGGGGAUCCCUGGAGAGUCCAGCACUACACUGUAUUUCAGCGCAGAUGCACAGUCUCCCUCCAGUGGGAGCUAUCUCGGCUGGGGCUCCGAGCUGUCACCCAUUUCCAGCUACCGAAGUCCCUACCGAAUCAGAGAGGCUCGUUUUGUCACGUCCACCCCGCGACUGGAGCCUCGAGCUGGUGCUGAAAGUCCAAGCCCGGCCCCUAUUGUUGUGAUCCCUGCUACUCCAGGUACAACACCAGGCACCACCCCUGGCGGGACCCCUGCUGCUUCGACCCCUGCUGCUUCUACACCUGCUGCUUCAACACCCGUAGCUUCAACAUCUGCAGCUUCAACACCUGCAGCUUCAACACCUGCAGCUUCAACCCCCGGUGCAUCGACUCCUGGUGCUACUACUCCCAGUACUCCAGUCGUUCCACUCACUCCAGUCAUCUCCCACGCUCGUAAACAGAUAGUCCAGUUUGUGGACUUUAGAGAGAGGGCAGUGUAAAAAGGGUGGGAGUGAGGUAGAAGGGAAAUCCUGGGUGGGGAAUGGUAUCUUUUUCCAUUUAGCAGUUGAAGAUAUAUGUGACUUCAUGCUUUAA